AUGCAGCAUUCGCAGCUUGCUCCGCUCCCAAACGAUGUGCCGUUUCGCAUCGUGUCCAAGACCAUUGGCCAAGGUGCCUAUGCGUGCAUCAAGAAAGCAUGCCCGCUCGAUUCGGAUAACCCCGUCUUCGCAGUCAAGUACAUUCACAAGGAUUACGCCGCACGCCACGGGAAGAUCAGUGCAAGACAACUACAGUUGGAAGUGACGGUUCACAAACAUGUCUCCGGCCAUGGGAAUAUUAUCAACUUCUAUCAGACAGGCGAAGACAGCGUGUGGCGUUGGAUUGCGAUGGAGUUGGCCGAAGGCGGGGAUCUCUUCGAUAAGAUCGAGGCCGACGAGGGCGUUGGCGAGGACAUCGCCCACGUCUAUUUCUCGCAGCUCGUCAGUGCGGUGAGCUUCAUGCACUCCAAGGGAGUAGGGCACCGCGACAUUAAGCCCGAGAACAUGCUGUUGACGGGAGACGGCAACCUGAAGAUUGCGGACUUUGGGUUGGCUGCGCUGUUCGAGUACAAAGGGACGCGCAAACUCUCCACUACAUUUUGUGGGAGUCCUCCGUACAUUGCGCCUGAGGUGAUUACUUGCAGUACUCGGGGCCAGAACAAGGGAGCUGGGUAUCAUCCUGAUUUGGUUGACAUUUGGUCUUGUGGGAUUGUCCUGUUCGUUCUCUUGGCGGGCAAUACACCUUGGGACAGUCCCACGGACGAUAGCUUCGAGUAUCACGAGUAUGUAGCGACAAAUGCACGAACAACAGACGAGCUUUGGCAGAAGUUACCAUCCGCCACACUAUCACUACUGCGAGGCAUGCUGACAGUUGACCCUAAAAGUCGAUUCUCGCUGGAGGAUGUGCGAAGACAUCCUUGGUAUACACGUGCGAACAAGUUCCUUUCUGCCGAUGGCAAACUAAGGGACCCCAUCAAUCUUGCUACGUCCAUGUUCGAGUCGCUUCACAUUGACUUCAGCCAGGAUCCUCUUUCCCAACCGCGGAAGGGCGCUAGUCGCAGCUUUGACCAGAUGGAUAUGGAUAUGGAUGACGGUGUAAAUGCGGGAGGAUUGUCCUCAACGCAGCCGGAGAUGCUAGGAGGUGGUAUGCUGAUGGACUGGGACAAUCCCCAGGAGCCCGAUGUCUUCUCUUCAACCCAGCCUGCCGGGAAACAGUUCGCUUCGCAAGAUGCAGCCAUGGCCGGCCAUCUUGAGGACGAGCCUUCCAUGUCUCAAUUCUCACAGCAACCUUCAGUGCCAGUGAGUCGCACUCAAAAUGCACAGAAGUUCCAGGAUAUUGUCCCCUCGCGCCCAAUGACCCGGUUCUACUCUGCAUGGGAGCUCAAACUUCUCGUACCUCUCAUCUGUGAAGCACUUCAUCGUCUCGGAGUCCCCGUUCCGAGUAUUCCUGCUGUUACUGCUGGGGACUGUUCUGCCAUGAUCCGGGUGAUUGCCAAGGAUGGCAGGAUGUGUCCGCUGCAGGGUAAGGUGCUCAUUGAGUGUGUCUCAGAGGGCCUGUUCGAGGUCGAAUUCAUCAAAAUUAAGGGUGAUCCUCUUGAAUGGCGACGCUUCUUCAAAAAAGUGGCCAUUCUCUGCAAAGAAGCUGUCUUCCGGCCCGAUGAGUGA
Molecule: messenger RNA, 1605 nt
Organism: Penicillium nucicola
Lineage: Eukaryota; Fungi; Ascomycota; Eurotiomycetes; Eurotiales; Aspergillaceae
Exons: 2
Coding region: 1-1605 (534 amino acids)
Biological process (GO): mitotic G2 DNA damage checkpoint signaling; protein phosphorylation
Cellular component (GO): cytoplasm; site of double-strand break; nucleus
Molecular function (GO): protein kinase activity; ATP binding
Source: RefSeq, a predicted model, not a curated record